Molecule: messenger RNA, 1501 nt
Organism: Effrenium voratum
Lineage: Eukaryota; Dinophyceae; Suessiales; Symbiodiniaceae
Source: the annotation of a GenBank genome assembly
UGGCUCAAGCCUUUGGGCCUUUUGGCACGGCGGUUUGGGCGGAUCGUUGUUUCGCAUCGCUGGGACGAGGAUGAUCAGCAUGUUGUCGUUCCUGCUCCCAAGGAUGCUGCUUGCGAUGCCGGCAGUGGACCUGAGUCAAAGCUCCCUGCAGCUGAGCUUAGACGGGCACAAGUUCCAUCUUGACCCCUACUGGCUUCGCGAGCGCUGUCUCUCGCAACUCUCAGUGGAUUUGAGCACUCUGCAGCCGCUGCUCAACCCGCACGAGCUGCCCAUGGACAUGACCUUUGAGAACGCCAGCAUCCUGGGCAACGACACCUUGCAGGUGGCCUUCACGGAUGGCCAUACCUCGAAGUACCAGCUCAAGACGCUCCUCGCUGAGCUCACCGACUUCAGGAGCAAUCCCAUUCAACCAGCGCAAUAUGAGCGUCCCCGGCCCAGCCUCUGGUCUGGAGACCUGCAGCUCACCAGCUACAACCAUCACGACAUCAUCACCAACGAGGAGGUGCGCUUGAACCUCACGGAGAUGUUGCUCACGAAAGGGGUGGCGCUGGUGAAGAAGAUCCCCAAGGAGCACGGCAUCGUGACCGCCUUCGCGAAGAACAUGAGCACUUUGCGCACCACCGACUGGGGCCCCUUCUUCAACGUGCGCGUGACUCCAGACACCGCUGGCAAAACUGCGAAGCAAGAUCUGGCGUACACGGGCAAGGCGAUUGGCCUCCACACCGACAACCCCUACCGAGAUCCCACCCCUGACUUCCAGCUUUUGCAUGCCCUCGAACACUGCAGUUGCAACGGCAAGGCGCCAUGUGACGGAUGCUCAGUCCUCAAUUAUAUCGUGGACGGUUUCUACAUUGCCGAGCUUCUGCGGAAUGAGAGCCAAGAGAGCUAUGAUUUGCUGAGCAGCAUCCCGGUACGCUUUGAGAACAACGGGGGGGACGGAACCUCCGCCCUGGUGACCAUGUUUCCACACCUCGAGCUGUCCCACGACAAGAAAGAAAUUCAGGCGGUCCGCUUCUCCGCAAAGAGCGGGCAGUAUGCACCGGCAUUGAGCCCAGAAAUGGCGGCCAAGUUUUAUCAGGCUCGCCGUCGUUUCUCCGAGUUGGCGCAUCAGCCGGAGCAUGCCCUGACCAUGCAGUUCGAGCCCGGAGACAUCCUGGUCUUCGACAACCGCCGUGUCCUCCACGCUCGAUCCCACAUCCCGGCCAACGAUGCGGCACGCUGGGUGCAAGGCUGCUACAUGGAUCGAGAUGGGCUUUGGUAUGCCUUCGAGCGCCUACGACGCAUUGUGCGCGGGGCGUAAAAACCGCCGCUCUGCCAGUCUGGCAGCUGCGUUCACUCUCCCCUCGUGGCUACGGGGGGCGGACACGUGGCCGCAGGUGAGCAUGUGGUUUAUUUGUUAUUUCUCGUUUUGCACACAACGGUUCGCCGAAUCCUUCUUGAGCCUCUGUUUUGAAUGCUAGAUGCGCCUCUCCAGUACCCGCUUGAAUCUCGGGGAUGCUCC